Molecule: messenger RNA, 1561 nt
Organism: Pollicipes pollicipes
Lineage: Eukaryota; Metazoa; Arthropoda; Thecostraca; Pollicipedomorpha; Pollicipedidae
Product: peroxisomal targeting signal 2 receptor
Exons: 5
Coding region: 260-907 (215 amino acids)
Biological process (GO): protein import into peroxisome matrix
Cellular component (GO): peroxisomal matrix; cytosol
Molecular function (GO): protein binding
Source: RefSeq, a predicted model, not a curated record
UUACUCUAGUAGCCUUGGUUGAAACCUCGGUUGAGAACAUUGUUCCGAGGCGUUGGUUGAAACCAUCCAAAAAAGCAUGUAUGCUGGGCGCUGCGGUUCCAGACGUACUUGAUGGGAAUACGAGUGUGGAGAGAAAAACUCAAUUCCUCUUUUCUCGCAUGUGUGCAUCUCUAAUUCCACUGGCUCCUCAAUGAAUGCUGAUGUCACAUGCAAUGUGAUGCAUACCUAGUCUACGUAUUUUAAGGCUUAGGGAGGACAGAUGUAUCCGUUGCAGGCAUCAUGUGAACUUCCAGGCUACCACUGUUAUGCAGUCGCAUGGUCACCAUUUCACAAAGAACUUCUGGCUGUGGUUUCUGGAACAAACUAUGGCCUAUCAGGCGCCGGCCGUCUGGACGUGCUCCGCCUCUCGGCCGGCGGCGCCCACCUGGCGCCCAGCUGGAGCGCCCCCUGGCAGGAUGUCAUUACGGACGUGACGUGGUCUGAGACGAGUCCGUCGGCGCUGGUGGUGGGCACCGGCGACCGGGCCGUGGCCGUCUUCGACACCGCCAAAACAGGGGAUGUCUCACUGGUGCGGCGGGAGCAUGCUCAGGAGGUCAGCUGCGUUACCUGGAGCCCGGUCAGAAGUCACCAGGCUGUGCUGUCUGCCAGCUGGGACGGCACAGCCAAACAGGGCCACCGCUACGCUAUCAAGAAGGUUCGGUUUUCGUCGUUCGACAGCACCGUGCUGGCGACAGCCUCGUAUGACAAGACAUGCAGACUGUGGAGUUGCACGGAGGCACGCUGCUUGGGAACGCUGGAGAGCCACACCGAGUUUGUCUACGGGCUGGACUGGUCCGUGCUGGAGCGACAGCAGCUGGCCACCUGCGGCUGGGACAGGAAGAUUCAGGUCCACACACUGCCGGCUUAGACCGGCCGCUGGAACAGGACGGUCCAGGGUCCACACACUGCCGGCCUAGACCUGCCGCUGGAACAGGACGGUCCAGGUCCAUACACUGCCGGCCUAGACCUGCCGCUGGAACAGGACGGUCCACGUCCACACACUGGGGGACUGACAUAGUCGUAGGGGCGGAUCUGCCGCUCGAAUGGUGUCAGCAUCGCUGUGCGUUGUGCGGUCGCCAGCUCGUAAGCGCAGGCGCAUCAGACGGGCCCCGUUCGAUUUACGUUAGUGACGAGACGGUUGGAAGUUCCUCUUUUUAUCGUUUAUGGUCAUGUCACAAUAAAUGAGUGAUUGCUAUCAUGCAAGUUCUGAUGAUGAAAAUUCGUGUCAUAUUGGGUAUAAAUUCUUUGUCUUUGAGCAUGGUUUAGGCAUCCCGCAAUCGCCAAGUCUUCGACUGGCCAGUACCUCGCACAGUGAACAGCGGUGUGGUGCGGGUUUAGACGGAUACUUCUACUGCAUGAACCAUGUGACGUCAGUGCAGAAUAUUGUUUAUCGAUACCAUACCUUGCGCGGGCUAGUUCACACCCGGUGCUGCUCGCCGAAGGCGGUUCUGGCGCCGGCCUCCAGGUCGCGGCGUGGCACCGCGAGAGCGAACCGUCGCGUGCCCCCCUCGGCGGUAGCGAC